This is a messenger RNA of Condylostylus longicornis, 835 nucleotides long. RefSeq names its product transmembrane protein 256 homolog. The record is from RefSeq and is a predicted model, not a curated record. The transcript is spliced from 3 exons. Lineage: Eukaryota; Metazoa; Arthropoda; Insecta; Diptera; Dolichopodidae. Bases 69 to 599 code for a protein of 176 amino acids.
GCAUAUUUUUUGAAAAAUUAUUUUUAAACAUCACUGCUUGUCAUAAGAACCAUAAGAAAAUCAUUGAAAUGAAUAACGUGAACGAUAGCUUACAUUAUAUUUUUGUUUCAAACCCCGUUAGCCAGAAUAUUUUGUCGGCAGCAGGUGGUUUAGCAAGAAAAGCUGGAAUAAUUUCUUCAUCGACUGAAACUAUAGCAAAAAAAACACAGGAAGCCACUAAUAUAGCCAUGUCAAAAGCACUGCCUUUAUGGAAAUUGGCAGGAAAAAAUUUAUAUAUGAUUCGCUUAGCUGGUUUAAGUGGCGCCACUGCCGUUAUAUUGGGGGCAUAUGGAAGCCACAGGCACUAUAAUGAGGAUAAAGGGGAAUCAAAGGCCGUGUUCGAAGUAGGAAAUCGAUUUCAUUUUUUUCAUUCAAUCGCUUUAAUGGCGGUCCCAAUGUGCAGGCAACCAGUACUGACUGGAUGUUUAAUAAUAGCUGGUACUUUAUUGUUUAGUGGACCAUGUUAUUACAAGGCCUUUACAGGAAAAACUCAAUUUAGUAAAGUCGCUCCAAUUGGUGGUUGUUGUUUAAUUUUAGCAUGGCUUUCAAUGAUGAUCUGAAUGAUUACUCAAAUAUCGAUUUUAAAGCAAUUAAUUACACGUAGUCUGUUUGUUAUUCUAAAUAGAUAUACAUAUAUAAUGUAAAUUUUAAUCUUAUUUAUAAUUUCAAAAAAUGUAUUUUUUCAUACAUAUAUAGACAUUAUUACGGAAACAAAAUAUGUUAAUUCGAGUUUAGUUUCGUUCAUUAUGUUUUAAUUUGAUAUGUAAAUAAACGUUUUUCUUAGUUCUGUAUUGUA